Molecule: messenger RNA, 2657 nt
Organism: Athene cunicularia (burrowing owl)
Lineage: Eukaryota; Metazoa; Chordata; Aves; Strigiformes; Strigidae
Gene: ACADS
Product: acyl-CoA dehydrogenase short chain
Exons: 10
Coding region: 1-1464 (487 amino acids)
Biological process (GO): fatty acid beta-oxidation using acyl-CoA dehydrogenase; butyrate catabolic process
Cellular component (GO): mitochondrion
Molecular function (GO): flavin adenine dinucleotide binding
Source: RefSeq, a predicted model, not a curated record
AUGAGGACAAGGCACAGGGACGGCUUCCUGGCGGGGUCACCACCUCUCCCUCAGCAGAGGGAAAAACGAACACCAGCAAACACCAUCUCCGUCUGCCUGGAUCUCCGUGCUGUUACCGGACACCUCCCGGCCCGCUCUGCCCCGGCUGCGGUCCCGCAUCCUGCAUCCCGCGGCACCGUUGUCGUGGGCAAAGUGUACCUGGGGGAACGCCACACCGGUUUGUUCGAGCCCCGUCUGGGGCCGGGCCCUCAAUUCCCCCCCUUCCUUUCAGCGCUGGCCUUCGGGCGCCUCCGCCGGCUGCACACCGUGUACCAGACGGUGGAACUGCCAGAAACCCACCAGAUGCUGCGUCAGACGUGCCGGGACUUCGCAGAGAAGGAGCUGAUGCCUGUCGCAGCUCAGCUGGAUAAGGAGCACCGCUUCCCGGCCGAGCAGGUGAGGAAGAUGGGUGGCUUAGGGCUGCUGGCUAUGGACGUGCCAGAGGAGUACAAAGGAGCAGGCCUCGACUACCUGGCCUAUUCCAUUGCCUUGGAGGAGAUCAGCAGGGGCUGCGCAUCCACAGGUGUCAUUGUCAGUGUCAAUAAUUCUCUGUAUUUAGGACCAAUACUCAAGUUUGGCUCUGAAGAACAGAAGCACAAGUGGAUUGCUCCCUUCACCACUGGAGAGAAAAUUGGGUGUUUUGCCCUUAGUGAACCAGGAAACGGCAGCGAUGCGGGUGCAGCAUCCACAGUGGCACACCUGGAUGGCGACGAGUGGGUGCUGAACGGCACCAAGGCCUGGAUCACCAAUGCCUGGGACGCCUCGGCCGCUGUGGUGUUUGCUACUACGGAUAAAUCCCUGAAGCACAAGGGUAUUAGCGCAUUCCUGGUUCCCAUGCCAACUGCUGGGCUGUCACUGGGGAAGAAAGAAGACAAGCUGGGAAUCCGAGCCUCUUCCACUGCCAACCUGAUAUUUGAGGACUGUCGGAUACCCAAGGCCAACCUACUGGGGCAGGUGGGAAUGGGCUUCAAAAUCGCCAUGCAAACUCUGGAUGGCGGAAGGAUUGGUAUUGCCUCACAGGCACUUGGAAUAGCACAGGCAGCUCUGGACUGUGCGGUGGAUUAUGCUGAAAAGAGAAUGGCCUUCGGGUCGCCCAUCACAAAGCUCCAGGCAGUGCAGUUCAAGCUAGCAGAUAUGGCUGUGGCCUUGGAGGGCGCGCGCCUGCUGACCUGGAGAGCGGCUAUGCUGAAGGACAACGGGAGGCCCUUCACAAAGGAGGCAGCAAUGGCCAAACUGGCUGCAUCAGAAGCUGCAACGGCCAUUGCUCAUCAGGCCAUCCAGAUCUUGGGCGGGAUGGGCUACGUGACAGAGAUGCCAGCAGAGCGCCAUUACCGUGACGCUCGUAUCACCGAAAUCUAUGAGGGGACCAGUGAGAUCCAGAGACUGGUGAUAGCAGGUCAAUUGCUGAAGGCCUACCGUAGCUGAAACAGCCAACUAGAGCAUGACACUGCCCCAGAGUGCCUUGUAACAACAGUGAUUGAGGCGCUCUCGAAUGAGGCUACUGAUUGAAGUGUUCCUCACCAAUGGGUAACUGACCCUCUUGUUAAAAUGUGCUGAUUCUUCUCUGGACAAAGUAUGGUGCGUGGAAGGCCCUGUCUGGGUUUGUAAGUGAUAGCUGGGAGUACAGGAGGGAGGAGGCAGCCUGGCCUUGCAGGGGAGCGUAGGUCUUCUCCUGAACUGGAGCCUUGGCUUGGCUUGGUAGCAGCAAAAGCACUUUGCUGUUCAGUAAGGCAGCAGCUCCCCUUGGGCACUUCCCAGCCCUGGCCUGUUCUGCAAAGACCUGUCACUACAUGGUAGGGGAUGAUCAGUGCCAGCACUGGAGGCACAGAGGGGUGAUCCCUCUGCCUUGGUCCAGGCUGCCUCUCCUGAUCAGACCGUGAAUUCCUGUGUGUGAGCUCCUGCUUGGACACAGACCGAGAUCCUGGGGCAGCUCUGCUCUUUCCCUCACUUCCUUCCAGCAGGAGAGGAGCUGGGCAGGAGGGCGCAGGAACUGCCCGCGCAGAGGGCUCUCCGCAGGGGCUGGCUGUGCAAACUAAGGGCAGCGAGCAGCCCUGCUCCUGCCCAGCAGCCUGCACCCUCAGCCACUUACAGCUGUAGGUGUAACAGCAAAGGACAGAAAAGCUGCAAUGCCCAAGACUGAUUUAAAAAAAAAAACAACAAACCAAACAACAGCCAAAACCAGUGCUCCCAAAGCUGCUUUUACUAUACCAACAGCCACCCAACAGGAACGUGCAUGAAGUGGCAGUAACUGCCUUUAAUCUCUACGUGUUUUGGGCAACAACGAGGAAAUGAACAUACAACACACAAAACCUUGCCAGGAAGCUUUAGCAGUAGCACAUAUCAUUAAUCAGUUACCUUUGGCAAGAAAGUAACUUCUAGAAGAGUCAACAGCCAACAGAAAAGCUCUAAACUCAGGAGCUCUAAGGAUAGGAUUAAGACUAGAGCAGGUGUGAUCUGCCCCCUUGUCUAAAGGACGCGUACAUGAGGUAUUUUCCUGUGGUGCCCUUUAUUUAGAUUGGUGUGGAAACACAGCAGGAUUCUAUUACACGUAAGAGAGCAGAGAAGACAAAUAAAACCUGAUUUUAAAGGACCACCAGGCCUCACAACUUUUUUUUUUU